AUGAAUAAUCUACUUGAUGACUAUUGCUAUAGUGAUCCUGAUAAAGAUUAUGAAAUUCUCGAUGAUAGUGAUGAUAAUUAUAAUUAUGAGGAGCUAUCUGACUUAUCUACAACAUUUACAAGUACCGCAAGUAAUACAAUCAAUAAUUCUUCUGAAGAUCCAAUUUACGAGUUUAAAUUUGACAAAUUUGCUUUAAAUCAUGCUAAGAAAUUUGUACAAAAUAUUGAAACGGAAGAAAAUCAAAUAGAUUGGCUAGCAUCUGACAUCGAUACCGAUACUAUUAGCGAAAAUGAUUCCAUUUGGAUAUAA
Messenger RNA from Ambispora gerdemannii, 309 nucleotides. The record is from the annotation of a GenBank genome assembly. Lineage: Eukaryota; Fungi; Glomeromycota; Glomeromycetes; Archaeosporales; Ambisporaceae.